This is a messenger RNA of Malaclemys terrapin pileata, 6925 nucleotides long. RefSeq names its product adhesion G protein-coupled receptor G6 (gene ADGRG6). Bases 348 to 4148 code for a protein of 1266 amino acids. Lineage: Eukaryota; Metazoa; Chordata; Testudines; Emydidae. Gene Ontology annotation, cellular component: membrane. Gene Ontology annotation, biological process: myelination in peripheral nervous system; adenylate cyclase-activating G protein-coupled receptor signaling pathway; cell surface receptor signaling pathway. The transcript has 27 exons. Gene Ontology annotation, molecular function: G protein-coupled receptor activity; laminin binding. The record is from RefSeq and is a predicted model, not a curated record.
AAUGAAAAUGCAAGAACAGAAAUUUGAACUAUCAGGAGCAAAAUUAGAUUCUAGUGAUGACCAUGUGGGGUUCAGAGCAGGGAAUUUAGCAUUGGUAGAACUAGAAGAGGCGAAGUUGCCACUCUGGAGAUUAAAUUCCUGUGCCAUAAGAAAAGAUACAGGACUGGCAGCAGCAGUUCAGGACUCACCAUGUGAGCGGACCAGUGGGCUCCCAAACUGGAACAGAAGAAAUUCAUGUAGUGGUGAGGUUCACUCUUCAUAAUCAUUGAACUCUUGGCCUCUCUGCAAGAUUGUUGACAAAGUCUUGCUUCCUGAAGUCUGUGUGUUCAGCAAAGAGAUAAUUUGUAAUGGCAAAGAAUGAAUUGUUCUGUAAAAAGGAAUACAGCAGAAGGAUGUCACCUGUGAGUGAUAUGUGGUGCUAUCAUUGGAAACGGAAGCUGCAGCACUUUCUGUAUUUAUUUACUAUCUACAUGAUAUGUCUGCAGAAUUUGGUUCUUGGAUGCUCUGAUUGCAGGAUAUCACUGUCCAACCCCACGGGAAUCUUCACCUCUCCCUGCUUUCCCAGUGAUUACCCUAACAGCCAAGCAUGCAAGUGGACCCUCCGAGCUCCUCCUGGAUUCAUCAUUCAGAUAACAUUUAUUGAGUUUGACAUUGAAGAAGCUCCGAACUGCAUUUACGAUUCAUUAACUCUAGAUACUGGAGAGAAGAAUCAGGUUAAGUUUUGCGGCGUCACUGCCAAAGGAUUAUCAUUUAACUCCACUGGAAAUGAAAUGAUCGUAACUUUUGCAAGUGACUUUAGUAUCCAAAAGAGAGGUUUCAAUGCCAGCUAUACCCGAGUUGCUGUUUCUCUGAGGAAUCAGAAAGUCAUCAUCCCCCAAACUCCAGAUGUGGACCCUGUGUCUGUGGCAAAAACAGUCCCAGUGCCAAUGCUUAGCCAGUUCACACUCUGCUUUGAAGCAACCAAAGCCAGCAAUGAUACCAGUGACUGGAAGGCUUUCUCCUACAGUGAUCCUUUUUCAACAGAACUCCUCAGUUUUGGAAAGACCACAAAAGGCCACUUCCUAUCAAUCUCAGGCUCAGAGUGCAUACUAGACAGUGUCCUCGUGACAAAUUCAAAUGGAGAUUUUUUCACAGAAACUUUUGAACAAUUGUGCAUAGUAUGGGAUGGCUUCUCUGGCAAUAUAGGUGUAAAUGGCAAGAGCAUCUAUCACACGGUUCUCUGCUCAGGUACCUUUGGCCAGAUUAUCCCUGGCAAUGGAAAAUUGGUGUUGGGCUCUGACAGCAAUGAAAUAAGCUCUUUAAAUGGGGACAUAUACAACUUUCGUCUUUGGAACUUCACCAUGAGUUCCCAAAAGCUGUCCAACCUCAGCUGUGAUGUGAAAGGAAACAUUGUGGACUGGGAAAAUGACUUCUGGAAUAUCCCAACUUCAGCAUUGAAAGCAGAAAACAACUUAAGUUGUGGCUCAUACCUAAUUCUCCCACCUAUAACUGAACCAACUAGUUGUGAAAAUCUUGGAAGCCUUUGCCAAGCUACUACUGUAAAUCCUACUACUCCUCCAUCACCCACUGUCACCACUAACAUGCCCGAUACUAAUAGAACCGAUAAGCCAAACGAUGGGGGGCUAUUCUACAGGAUUUCCAUUACUGUCUUCAAUUACAAGCCCAUCUUAGAGUCAAAAGUACAGAGUGUGGUGGCCGAAUGGCUAAAUCAGACCUUCCAGAACUGGAAUUAUACCGUGUAUGUGGUCAAUAUCAGUAUUCAGCCAACCACUGUGAACAAACUGCCAAGGGAGAAAAGAAGCACUGAUCAAAGAUUUGUGGUUUGGGCUCUUCUGGUUUACAACUCUACCAACAACAUCAGUUUAGAAGAGCAAGCCAUCCGGCAGAAACUCAUAAGCAAUAAUGAAACCAUAGGGGAUGGACUGAGGGUCCAUACAGUGGAUGUUGAUCCAGUAGAAAAAUGUACAGCUGAAGAAAACCCUCUGAACUAUUUCUGGCCAGAUACCAGGCCCACUGUAACCAACUUUACAUUGUGCCAUGGGAGCUCAGUCCAGAUUGCAUCAAGAACAUGUUUUUUAAAUCCGCACAACUAUACAUCCUACUGGGGCCAACCUGAUCUUAGAAAUUGCACAGAAAAUGCAGCUGAUAUAGCCAAUCAACUUCUGAAUCUCACUGGUGAAGGGCAGCAGCUGACCUCAGACAAAGUCAAUGAUGUUGUCCAGAAACUUAAAAAAAUUGUGAACGAUGAAGAAAUUGAUGAGUCUUUGGGUUCUACUGUGGUGACAAUUUUUUCCAAUAUUUUAACGAGUUCAGACAGUGUAUUGGCAGCAUCAUCUUCUGAAGCUUUAAAAACUAUUGAUACCUUAGCCUUAAAGAUUCAGUUCACUGGACCUUCCAUGAGCAUCUCAACUCGGAACCUGGCACUUGGAGUUUCUUCUAUUAAUUCAACUUCAUUUAGUGGAUCCUCCUUCAGUGUUGGUCCCCAGAACAAUGCUUCAGAUUUUCAGUUAGAUUUUGACAAGAAUCAGGGAAAUGCCCUGGCUUCUGUUGUUCUGCCUUCAAGUUUACUGAAGAAUUUAAGUCAAGAUGAGUUUGAAGCUGUAUCUAGGGCUCAGUUUACAUUCUUCAACAAAAAUGGACUUUUCCAGGAUGCAGAAAUGAAUGCCAAUUUAACCAGUUUUGUAGUGGCAUGCAGUAUUGGAAAUGUGACCAUCCGGGACCUUCAAGAUGCUGUCAAAAUUACAAUUAAACAUACCCUAUUCCAGGAGGAUCUUAAUCCUACCUGCGUCUUCUGGGAUAUGAACAAAAACAAUGGUAAUGGUGGCUGGAACACCACAGGCUGCAUUGCACAAGCAGAAUCAAACGAGAAUGAGACAGUUUGCUUAUGCAAUCACCUCACACACUUUGGGGUGCUCAUGGACCUCCAGGGAACUGCUUCACAAAUAGAUCCACAAAAUAACAAAGUCCUCACCUUUAUCACCUACAUUGGUUGUGGGAUAUCUGCCAUAUUUUCAGCUGCAACUCUUCUGACAUAUAUUGCUUUUGAGAAGUUACGAAGAGAUUACCCCUCCAAAAUCUUAAUGAACUUGAGCACAGCCCUGCUCUUUCUCAACCUGGUCUUCCUGCUUGAUGGUUGGAUUGCAUCAUUCAACAUCGAAGGCCUCUGCAUAGCUGUUGCAGCCCUUUUGCACUUUUUCCUUCUGGCCACCUUUACGUGGAUGGGACUGGAAGCAGUCCACAUGUACAUUGCUCUAGUAAAAGUGUUCAACACCUACAUACGGCGAUACAUACUGAAAUUUUGCAUUAUUGGCUGGGGUUUACCUGUGCUAGUGGUAGCAAUUGUAUUAGCAAGCACAAAUACAAAGGCAAGUCGUAUCUAUGGCAAAGUUGUAUAUGGCAGAGAUGCUAACGGGCAAGGAGGAGAUGAUUUCUGCUGGAUCAAGGAUAAGGUUGUCUUUUAUGUGACUUGUGCUGGUUACUUUGGAAUUAUGUUUCUUAUGAACAUAGCCAUGUUCGUGGUGGUGAUGGUGCAGAUCUGCGGGAGGAAUGGGAAAAGAAGCAAUCGGACCCUGCGGGAAGAGGUUCUGAGGAAUCUUCGUAGCAUGGUCAGCCUGACCUUCCUGUUGGGCAUGACAUGGGGUUUUGCCUUUUUUGCAUGGGGCCCCUUACAUCUCCCUUUCAUGUACCUCUUCGCAAUAUUCAAUUCAUUGCAAGGUUUAUUUAUAUUUGUAUUCCACUGUGCUAUGAAAGAGAAUGUGCAGAAACAAUGGAGGAGGCAUCUCUGCUGUGGCAGAUUCCGAUUGGCAGACAACUCAGACUGGAGCAAGACAGCAACUAAUAUUAUAAAGAAAAGCUCAGAUAAUCUUGGGAAAUCCUUGUCCUCCAGUUCUAUUGGCUCCAACUCAACCUAUUUGACAUCCAAAUCUAAAUCCACUUCAAAUACAUACUUCAAAAGAAACAGCCAUACAGACAAUACUUUCGUUGACAAGGCCUCAUCAAAAUUUGCCCAAGUGGAUGGAGAGCAGACACCAAUCAUCCCAGUCCAUCAGGUUAUUGACAAAGUCAAGGGGUACUGCAGUGCUCACUCAGACAACUUCUAUAAAAAUAUCAUGAUGUCAGACACAUUCAGCCAUAGCACAAAGUUCUGAUUGGGUUUCUGAACUUCUGAACCACAAGACAACAUGCAGCCUGGAGAUUCUAAACAAUGGAGUACUUGGAGACUGAGUGGCGAGAAUUAUAUUACCAGAUUUAGUCAUUUUUCCCAUGGUAUAUUGUCGUCCUCUUAACAGCUUCUUCUCGAGAAAAGGUUUUUUCCCCAUUAAGAGAGUCAGUCAUUUUCUCGUACAUAGUACUGAUACUGACAUUUUCCCACCAUGAAAUAAAGACUGUUUUCAAACAUCAGCUGCAUGCCAGCGAACAGGAUACUGGGACAGCUAAUUUAGGUGUGAUCCUAUGUAUAUAUUUGCAAGACUGAAGAAGUUCCAUAAGCCCAUCUCUCAAUAAUGUCAGAUCUGAAUGGGAACAAGACUUGGGUCUUUUAGAGAAAACAGGGGAAGUAUCCCACAGUACACACAAGCUCUUGGAUACAGCUUUCUUAGUCGGUCUCGUCUUCAUGAGAAAUGUGAAUUUUCCUUACUGUAUUUGUUAAACUCUUGCUGUUUAGGUGGCCAUUGCCUGCAGUGUUUUCCACAGGUGAGGAAAGCCUAACUCCAGUGUCAAAGGGUUAUUUUGACCAAAUGAAUACGUAAAUCUCCAGGGCUAACCACACAAAGAAAAUUGGAUCCAAAUAUUGCAUACAGCAACUAGUCUAUAAACUCUGGGACCACACUGUAUCCGUGUGCACAGAAAAGCAUUUAUCACAUACCUGCACACCAGGAUUUGCUUGUGAUAAGGGUGUGCAAGCUACUGAUAACUCUCCCGUAAAAUUUAAGCCCAUAUCUGUGUGUGUGGUUUCAGGUGGUGCAGCAUCAGUAAAAAAGCUAAUUCUAGACUUCGCACAAAGGCAUAAGUUUCAAUAUUCAUUGAUGUACAAAAAGGGAACACCUCCCAUUGUAACCACCACACUGGUAUGGGUGAGCCCAUGCUGAUUGCUCAUGUUGGUCAAGUGAAAUGGGAGUCAUUAGCAUGUACAUUCAUAGGAAAUAUUACAAAGGACCCCACACUUCGUAAAUCAUAUAGUGCUAUAAGUUUAUUAGUUAAAAUACCUCACAGAUCCCUUGUAAGCCCACAUUAGCUUGUCCAUUUUCUAUAUUGUGGCCAUAUUGCAUGUACAGAGAACUUCUGCCACAGGACAUUGCAAUUUAUGAAGGCUCUCAAGGUCACAGUACAUUACACAAUAGCAUUCAGCAUCUACAUGUGGACUUGCAUCAUCCAGAUCUUCAAGCUUUCACUGGCAUCAGCUGAUUAAACUAAAUCUAGAUCCGUACUGUUUGAGAUGCAAUGACCAAGCAACAUAAACUGGGGUCUGUAUCGUUGUGCUAUGCACAGAAGUGUGUGCAGAAGUAAAAGAAGAACAUAAAAUACUUACUUUUCCAAGCCAUGGCACCAUAUGGCCAUUUCUAACACUGUUCUCAAAAGUGCACAGCUAUUCUUGAAAAUAUGUAGAAACCCAUGCCAAAUUGUGAAACACCUGUAAAUGCACAUUUCAUUUAAAAUGUCAGUAAUAGAGCUGGCCAGAAAAUGGGAUUUUUCCAUGAAAAAAGAAGUGUUUCCAAAAAACACAUUUUCCCAAAAAGGCCAUUUUUCAUCAAAUUAUUUUUACCUAAAAAUUUCAAUCAGUUUUGUUCAUCACACUUCCACAAACCACUGGUCUGAUGUCAUACAGCUAUUGAUUAGAUCUCAGUUAAGAAGCAAUUAGAUGUUCAGUAACAGGGUAUUUGGAUUUGUACCUUUAUGGGCUCUUUGCAUCCACUCAUUUACAAAGAUCAUUUUAUUCGGUGCCCCCACAAAUGGAAUAUUAUCCUUAACUACAAACACCUUGAUCACUGCAGGGAAGAAGUAUAUUUUAAUCACAUUCAAUCCUAAAACACUGUUCUGAAGUAAAGGUCCUACAAAUAACCUGACCAAACCUUUUUCAUAUUAGCGCAAAAUCCUUACAUGCCUGUAUAUGCUAAAUUCAUCCCUAUUGACUUCAAAUGUAAUUAUCCUAGGGAUGAAUUUGGUCAAAUACUUUUAUCAAAGGAAAGAAUUUAGGGAAAACUUAUGUAUGAGCAUUUACAGAACUUGUAUAUUAUCAUCCCACCUGUCUACCUGCAGUAGAUAAUAGUGUUCAGAUAGUAGCUUACUGUGAGAUUUCUACCUGUCUAGGAUGUUCUACAGUGACAAGAUGGAAAAGAAAAUACUUUCCAGACAUUGAGGAAUUAAUGAAACACAAUUGUUCAAUAAAAUAUGAAGUAAAGAGUAAAAGAAGUAUCCUGGCUGAAGCCUAGCUGUAACCUAACCAACAGCUUAAUGUACAGUUGCCUAUAUUUUUGCUAAAUUAAGAAUUUGCUCUUUUUUUUACUACCAUGUAGUAGUCCUUAACUGUCUAUGUCAGAUGUUCUUGAAUGCUCUCACUUUUGCAAUGUAAAAUCUCUACUUUGUUGUUGACGUCACAACCUCCCUUGUAUAUAUUUAUUUAUUUGUGAGGUUAAAUAUGUCAACAUAUAUUUUAGCUCCAUAAUCUCUGUCCUUGUUAUUUUAAGCUUCUGAUUCAUCAUAGGAGGAGAGGGAAAGAAUAGUCUCUCAUACUUUUUCCAAAAUUGUGAAAUAGUUUACUGUAGUUGUAUCUUUUACCAAUACGAGGGGAAAACGACAGUAAUUUGAAAUAUUAGUUAGUGGAAGUUAGUGUAACGGAUUUAAAGAUGGACUAAAGUGGAAAGAAAUAUUUUUCAAAUAAAUAUUCAUGUUAUUAGUGUUACAAAGAAUUAAAAUAUUUUAAUAAUGA